AUGGUGAAGCUGAGAGAUUCACUAAUAUCCUGGAAGUCAAAGAAACAAGGAACAAUAUCUAGAAGUUCAGCUGAAGCAGAAUAUAGGAGCUUGACAAGUGAUGUAGCUGAAGUUGUUUGGAUAGUGAGGUUAUUCAAAGAACUAGGUGCUGAUGUUCAACUUCCUGUGACUAUUCACUGUGAUAGCAAGUCAGCAAUUCAAAUUGCAGCAAAUCCAGUUCUUCAUGAAAGAACAAAACAUAUUGAAUUGGAUUGCCAUUUCAUAAGGGAGAAAAUACAGCAAGGAUUAGUGGAAACAAAGUAUUUGAAUACUAAGGAGCAAGAAGCUGAUAUAUUAACUAAAGGUCUGGGGAAGUCUCAACAUGAAUACUUAAUGUCCAAGUUUGGUGAACUUUUGCCGUCUCUACGCUGGCUAGAUCUCAGCUUCUCCAGUAGGCUAGUGGGAACACCAGAUUUUACGGGGAUGCCAAAUUUGGAGCGUUUGAAUCUGGAGGAAUGUAGGAGUCUUAAAAAAGUUCACCCUUCUCUGGGAAAUUGCAAAAAACUCAUUAAGUUAAGUUUGUAUCGUUGUGAAAGCCUUGAGAGGUUUCCAUGCAUUAACGUGGAGUCUCUUGAACAUCUGAAUCUAGAGGAAUGCUUUAGAUUGGAGGAAUUUCCAGAAAUCAUUGGAAGAAUGAAGUUGGAGUUAAAGAUUAAGGUGAAAUGCAUUGGGAUAAGAGAAAUACCAUCAUAUAUUAUUCAACACCAAGCACAUCUUACAGAGCUAGAUUUGUCAGACAUGGAAAAACUUGUAGCUCUUCCAAGCAACAUUGGCAUGUUGAAAGGUUUGGUGAAGCUAGAUGUCUCGUUAUGCUCAAAACUUGGAAGCUUGCCAGAAGAGAUAGGUGAUUUAGAGAACUUGGUGAAACUUGAUGCCAGCUAUACUCGAAUUUCACAACCUCCGUCUUCCAUCAUCCGCUUGAACAAUCUUAUAUUCUUGAGGUUACGCUCAUUGAAACUUCUGAAUCUCAAUUUUUGCAAUAUAAUAGAUGGAGGACUUCCGGAAGACAUUGGAUGCUUAUCAUCUUUGAAAGAGCUGCAUCUCAGUGGAAAUGAUUUUGAACAUUUGCCUGGAAGCAUUGCCCAACUUGGUGCUCUUCAAACCUUGUACUUAACAUAUUGCGAAAGGAUUACACAGCUGCCAAAAUUUCCAGAGCACUUAAAUACAAUAUUUGCAGAUUGGAGCAGUGAUUUGAUCUGUAAUUCGUUGUUUCAGAAUAUCUCAUCAUUGCAGCAGCAUGACAUCUCUGCUUCAGAUUCCUUGUCACUAAAAGCGCUUAUGAGUCGGGUGGAGAAUAUCCCAAGUUGGUUCCACCAUCGGGGAUUUGAUAAAAGUGUAUCAGUCAAUUUGCCUGAAAAUUGGUACGUACGUGAUAACUUCUUGGGAUUUGCUGUAUGUUACUCUGACAAAUUAAUUGACAUCACAGUUCACUUGAUUCCUUUAUGUGAUGAUGGGACCUCGGGUAUCACCCAGAAAUUUGCCUUAUCCAACCAUUCAGAAUAUAAUCCUAAGAAUUACUCCUGCUAUUUUUUUUUGGUACCUCUUGCUGGCUUAUGGGAUACAUGUAAGGCAAAUGGGAAAACACCAAAUGACUAUGGGCUUAUUACGUUAUGUUUUUCUGGAGAAAUGAAGAAGUAUGGAUUACGUUUGUUGUAUAAAGAUUAUCCUCAGAAACAUUUGGGGAAUCUCUUGAAUCUCUGGAACUAUCUUUCUGUUCUACCAUCAUCUGUUAAGUACCUAGCUCAUACUACCAAGCAAAAUUUGAGUUCUAUGGAAAACCUUAUAUCACUUCCAAGCAGCAUUGGCUUGUUGAAAAGCUUGGAGGAGCUACAUGUGUUGAAUUUCUAUAAACUUGAAAGCUUGCCAGAAGAGAUAGGAGAUUUAGAAAAUUUGGAGCUGCUUGCUGCUCAAUACAGCAAUUUAAUCCAGGGAGGACUUUCGAAAGACAUUGGAUCCUUAUCGUCUUUGAAAGUGUUGAAUCUCACUGGAAAUAAUUUUGAACAUUUGCCUCAAAGCGUAGCCCAGCUUGGUGCUGUUCAACGCUUGUCCUUAUCAUGUAGCAAGAGGUUCAAAGAGUUUCCAGGGUUCAGGUCCAAGAUGGGUUCACUGACUGUGGACCCUUUCACCGUCCGUGAACACGCAAGUUAUUUUAGUUGGAGCUCUAGGAAACAAGAAACUACAGCUCAAUCAAUAGCAGAAGUUGAGUGCAUAGUUGUUGCAUCUGCUUUAAAAACAAGUUAUAUGGAUAAGGAAGAUGUUGAAGGACUUAGGCAUGUACAAACAGAAGCUACCAAGAUCAUGUCAGUUUAA
Solanum stenotomum is the source of this 2349-nucleotide messenger RNA. RefSeq names its product TMV resistance protein N-like. Gene Ontology annotation, molecular function: protein binding. The record is from RefSeq and is a predicted model, not a curated record. The transcript is spliced from 7 exons. NCBI's taxonomy places the organism in Eukaryota, Viridiplantae, Streptophyta, Magnoliopsida, Solanales, Solanaceae. The coding region runs from base 1 to 2349 and encodes 782 amino acids.